AUGUCUUACAAAUUCAUUUUAAGCAAUAAGAAUCAGUAUUCUAAGGAUCGCAAUGUUAAUAUAGAUUAUAGUCCUGUUUUUAAUAUGUAUAAAGAAUAAAUUAUAAUAAUUUAGAUAGUUGUAAUAAAAAUUGAAUAUAUUUCCAAUUUUCAAUGAUGAUCAUUAAUUUACAACUCCUGGAUUUAUUAUUGAAUAUGAGAAAGUAUAAAUAAUUUAUAUAUUAAAUUUAGCCUGCAUAUGAAAGCAAUUUAAACUAUCAUUAACAAUUAUUUAAUCAAAAAAUUGAAUAAAUAAAAAUAAAAAAUAAAUAAUUGGUAUAAAUCAUAAUGAUUAUUUUAGUUGAUUCCAAAACCAAAACAUCGAGUUUAGAUUUGCUCAGUUUGUAAGACUAAAUAUACAGAUUACUUAACUGUAUUAAUAAAGAAAUUAAAUUAAUUAGCAUACUUAAUCAAAUUUACAUAAAAAGUUGUUCUUAGCAUCACCAUAUAUUAAGAAAAUUGAGAAAAUUUAAAAUGAUUUGAACUAAUAAUUAUCAAAUUAUAAUUCUUAAUCAACAGAUACAGAAGAUGCUUCAUUAUUAGAAUAAAGUAAUAGAAAGAAAAUUAAAAUGGAUAUAUCCUAAAUGAUUUCAAAUUACUGA
Molecule: messenger RNA, 640 nt
Organism: Paramecium primaurelia
Lineage: Eukaryota; Ciliophora; Oligohymenophorea; Peniculida; Parameciidae
Source: the annotation of a GenBank genome assembly